Paecilomyces variotii is the source of this 642-nucleotide messenger RNA. RefSeq names its product superoxide dismutase [Mn], mitochondrial. The record is from RefSeq and is a predicted model, not a curated record. Gene Ontology annotation, biological process: superoxide metabolic process. Gene Ontology annotation, molecular function: superoxide dismutase activity; metal ion binding. The coding region runs from base 1 to 642 and encodes 213 amino acids. The transcript is spliced from 3 exons. Gene Ontology annotation, cellular component: mitochondrion. NCBI's taxonomy places the organism in Eukaryota, Fungi, Ascomycota, Eurotiomycetes, Eurotiales, Thermoascaceae.
AUGGCUUCUACGACAUAUACUCUUCCCCCUCUUCCGUACGGAUACAAUGCCCUGGAGCCCGUGAUCUCACAGCAGAUCAUGGAACUGCACCACAAGAAGCAUCACCAGACUUACAUCAACAACCUGAACGCCGCAUUGGCCUCGCAGGCCGCGGCUACUCAGGCCAACGAUGUGCCCCAGCUGAUCUCCCUUCAGCAGAAGAUCAAGUUCAAUGGUGGUGGACACAUCAACCACUCCCUCUUCUGGAAGAACUUGACUCCCCCGGGAACUAAAGAGGCCAACAUCGAUGUGGCUCCUACGCUGAAGAACGCGAUCGUCAGCCGAUGGGGUUCGGAGAAGGCAUUCACUGAUGCCUUCAACGCUGCUCUUCUCGGUAUCCAGGGUAGUGGAUGGGGAUGGCUUGUUGCCAACAAGCCCGGCGGAAAGCUGGAAAUCAUCACCACCCACGACCAGGAUCCCGUCACGUCGCCGGAUAUUCCGAUCUUUGGCGUCGACAUGUGGGAGCACGCCUACUACCUGCAGUACCUGAACAACAAGGCCGGUUAUGUGGAGGGUAUCUGGAAGAUCAUCAACUGGGCCACGGCGGAAGAGCGAUACAAUAAGGGCAUCGACAGCUCUGCCAUCUUGAAGGCCUCAAUCUAA